Pieris macdunnoughi is the source of this 1203-nucleotide messenger RNA. Lineage: Eukaryota; Metazoa; Arthropoda; Insecta; Lepidoptera; Pieridae. The record is from the annotation of a GenBank genome assembly.
AUGUUGCCUGGGAUAGGUGUAUUCGGAACGGGCGCAGUGGCCAAAGUAUUAGUGCCAUUCCUUCGUGAAAAGGGUUUUCCUGUGGAAGCUAUCUGGGGUGUGACACUUCAAGAAGCCGAAAAUGCUGCAAAAGAUCUUAAAAUAUCUUUUUUUACAAACAAAAUUGACGAUGUUUUAUUAAAGAAAAAUGUAAACUUGGUAUUUAUAGUAUGUGCCCCCAAUCUACAUGCUCAGAUAUCAGUUAAAGCACUUGGUAUUGGGAAACAUGUAGUGUGUGAUAAACCAGCUGGUCUUUGCCAGGCUGAGGCCCUAAAAAUGGUGCGUGCUGCCCAGUAUUACCCAACUCUAAUCUCCAUUAUAAACCAUUCUCUGCGAUUUUUACCGGCUUUUACCCAUAUGAGGAAAUGUAUAACAGAUGGUUACCUUGGAAAUCCAGGUGAACUAACUUUAAUAGAUGUGAGAGUACAAAUGGGAUCUCUCUUGGGAGACACAUACAACUGGUUAUGUGAUGAUACAAUGGGAGGAGGAACACUUACGUUAGUUGGAAGCCAUGUAAUAGAUUUAGUUUCAUAUUUAAGUGGUCAAAAGGUUGUUAAAGUUCAUGGUAUUCUUAGAACAUUUGUGCAAGAGACUUCGAAAAUUAAUGGUAUAAGAAAAGUUACUGCACCUGACUUUUGUACAUUCCAAUUACAAAUGGAUAAAGGGUUAUUAGUUACUGCAACAUUAAACAACCAUCUGCCUGGUGUGUGUUUUCAUCAAGAGAUUUAUGUUUACAGUAAAAGAGGAUAUUUGGUGGUACGAGGUGGCGAUUUGCAUGGAAAAUUGCAUAAAACUGCAGUUAAAGCUGGUGAAGAAGAAAGUAAAAGAGCACAAGAUAAGGAAGAUGUAAUCUAUGUAGAUAUUGAAGAUUUAAGUUGCACAUCUAGUGUCAUACCAAAGCCAUACAUCAAAGGACUUUGCAAAUUGAUAAGUGCAUUAAAGGAAGCCUUUUUACCAGUCAAAGAGCAAAUGGACUGGAUAAAAGAACCUGUGAGAUCAGCUGCAACAUUUGAAGAUGGGCAGAGAGUACAGGCUACAAUGGAAGCUUUGCGGCUAUCAAAUGAAGAUGGUAGGUGGACUUCAGUCCAACUUCUCACAGAAACUCCAGACCCUAAUCCAGCAUUUUCUGCAGCAGUUAGGCGUACAGCUAUUUCAUUACAGUAG